AUGGGGGCAGAACAGACCGUCGUCUCCCUAAGGGGCACCAGCUCGACGUCUAGCGACGAGCACGUCGCUCCCUCCACCAUCCUAAAAGGGCCUGUCGCAACGGUCGAUACAGAAGCAGGAUUGAGACGUAACCUGAGGGAUGAUGAUGAUAGCAGGGCAGCAUUUUUAUCAGAGUUCUCUGCGACUGAAUCCAAAGCCAUCAUGUCCAAGGUUGACAGAAGAUUCUUCAUACUGAUUGGAUUGAUGUUUAUGAUCAAGAAUCUCGACAAUUCCAAUGCGAGCUUGAUCAAAGUUCUCCAAGUUGGUCAACCGUCCAAUAUUCUGAAGGAACUGAAAAUGUCGGCAAACGAGUACAAUUGGGUGGCGUCGACCUACGGAAUUGCAUACAUCACCUUCGAGUUUCCAAGCACGUUGGUACUGAAAAAAUUUACGCCGCACGUUUGGCAGUCACGAAUCUUCAUCUGCUGGGGCAUAGCCACCGCAUGCAGCGGUGCUGUCCAUACAAAGGCCCAAUUGCUUGCCUGCCGAUUUCUUGUUGGACUCUUUGAGGCUGGGAUGUUCCCCAGCGUUAUCACGCAAUUGACCUUCUGGUACCGCACGGAUGAGUUCAGUCGGCCAAUGGUCUGGUUCUUUGCUCUCUCGAACCUUUCUGGCUUGGUCGGGUCUUUGCUUUGCUACGGGAUCAGCUAUAUGGACGGCGUUCGCGGCCUCAGUUCUUGGCGUUGGGUAUUCAUCAUCGAGGGAGUUACGACAGUUAUCUUCGGCGGCUUACUCUUCUGGCUAUUGCCCGACUUUCCCAAAUCGCGACGGAGCAGUUCCUGGCUUAGUUCGAGGGAGCAAGAAUUCAUCGAAGCACGUCUACCACGGAAUGCACCUACCACUGGAGACAAAAACUUUGACAAGAAAGAUGCGUGGCACGCGUUCCGAAGCCCCCUUGUCUGGAGCUUCACAGGCUGCCAGGGCUUUAUGAAUCUGGCUUCCAACGCCUUCAGCUGGUAUCUACCUACCAUCAUCACCAGCCUUGGCUUCGCAGGACUUCCCAGAAACCAGCUACUCAACAUUCCACCAGUCGUCGCAGCGGUCCUAGGUAUAAUAUUCAGUUCGUGGUUCAUUGGGCGAGCAUUUGUUUCAAGACCGUUGUACAUCAGUUUUAUGGUAUUGGGCUCGUUGGUGUCCCUGAUCAUUCUCAUGACUGCGGGGAGAGACGGGAAAUUUGCCGCAUGCAUUCUUGGCUCGAUCUUCAUCAAUUCCUUCUACCCUCCAUACUGGUCGUGGCGUGCUGGCUACGUACAGCACGCGACAGGAGCUGCAUUCGCUCUCGGUCUUCAGAGUACUUUCAGCAACAUCUCAUCUGUGGUAUCGCCGCACUUCUACCAGUCGAAGUGGGCCAAGGACGGAUAUCGACAGAGCUUCGGGAUUUCCCUGGGCAUGGCGUUCGGUGCUGGUCUGUCAGUCUUGUACUCGUGGUGGCUCACACGAAAGGUCGAAGCUCAAGUGGUCCGGGUGCGUCGUGAAGUUCUCAAAGCACAGAGCGAGGGUCGCGAGUACGAUGGUCACGAUGACAUUGAUGUACUUGGAGAUGAAACUCUGAAGAACCGUCGACUCUGGUAA
Molecule: messenger RNA, 1611 nt
Organism: Capronia epimyces CBS 606.96
Lineage: Eukaryota; Fungi; Ascomycota; Eurotiomycetes; Chaetothyriales; Herpotrichiellaceae
Exons: 5
Coding region: 1-1611 (536 amino acids)
Biological process (GO): transmembrane transport
Cellular component (GO): membrane
Molecular function (GO): transmembrane transporter activity
Source: RefSeq, a predicted model, not a curated record